Morus notabilis is the source of this 1508-nucleotide messenger RNA. Its product is annotated as E3 ubiquitin-protein ligase SINAT2. Gene Ontology annotation, cellular component: cytoplasm. NCBI's taxonomy places the organism in Eukaryota, Viridiplantae, Streptophyta, Magnoliopsida, Rosales, Moraceae. The record is from RefSeq and is a predicted model, not a curated record. The coding region runs from base 479 to 1489 and encodes 336 amino acids. The transcript is spliced from 5 exons. Gene Ontology annotation, molecular function: ubiquitin protein ligase activity; protein binding; zinc ion binding. Gene Ontology annotation, biological process: multicellular organism development; ubiquitin-dependent protein catabolic process.
AUAUAUUAAUGUGUGUGUAUAACUGUGUAUAUAUGUGCGUGUGUACGAACCAGCGAGCGACUAAUGUGCACGUAAACUAACCAAACCAAACCAAACCCAAAGCAACCUUUGACUCUUCUUUUAAAUUUGAUUUGAUUUGAUCUGAUGAUUUGAUUUCCCAUUGCUAUUCUCAAAUCGAUCAGAGGCAACGCAUAAUCCGGAACUGGAGCUGCUUUUGCUGAGGCUUCUCCACCUCACCCACCAAACUACUUCUUGAUUUUGCUUCUUGUCUUUAUUACGAUUUUUAUUAUAUUACUUAAUAAUUCUUUCUUCUUCUUUUGAAGAGGUUGAUGCAAUUAUUGGAAGGUGUUUUGAGGAUUGAAGAUUUCAAACGGAGAAAAGUAUCAAGUUCUUUAAAAAGGUGAUGAUUCUGGAGGAGUAGAUUACUAUAUUUAUCCCGAUUAGGAGCAUCGGCAUUGACAUUUAAGAGGAAGAAAACAUGUCUCCUGGAGGUGGCUUCAGCCCAGAAAUGAUGGAGUCUCGUAUCACGUUCGUGGAGUUGGAUGCAGCAACUUCAAAUUUGGAGCUAAGAAGUUCUCCUUUCAAGAAAACUGCCUCUAAUCUGAGUGGAAAUCAUGGAAUAUCUUCAACUAAUGAUGUUCACGAGCUGCUCGAGUGUCCUGUUUGCAUGAACUUGAUGUACCCUCCGAUCCAUCAGUGUCCAAGUGGCCACACUCUAUGUUCAAGCUGCAAGGCUAGAGUACAUAAUUGCUGCCCGACAUGUCGCCAGGAGCUAGGAAAUAUAAGGUGCUUGGCACUGGAGAAAGUCGCGGAAUCACUCGAACUCCCAUGUAGAUACCAAAUUUUGGGUUGUCAUGAUAUAUUCCCAUACUACGGCAAGCUAAAGCAUGAGAAAAACUGUAAACACCGCCCAUUCAACUGUCCUUACGCAGGAGCUGAAUGUUCUGUAACCGGCGACAUCCCGUUCCUUGUGAUGCAUCUGAAAGACGGCCACAAGGUUGACAUGCAUGAUGGUUCUACUUUCAAUCACAGAUAUGUUAAGUCGAAUCCUCAAGAUAUUGAAAAUGCUACAUGGAUGUUGACUGUUUUCAACUGUUUUGGCAGGCAGUUCUGCUUGCACUUUGAAGCUUUCCAGCUUGGAAUGGCGCCUGUUUACAUGGCCUUCCUUCGAUUCAUGGGUGACGAGGAUGAUGCAAAGCAAUUCAGUUACAGUCUGGAAGUUGGUGGGAAUGGUAGAAAGCUCAUAUGGCAAGGAGUACCUCGAAGCAUCCGAGACAGCCACCGAAAAGUCCGCGACAGUCAAGACGGACUAAUCAUUCAGAGGAGCUUGGCACUUUUUUUCUCGGGUGGUAAUGGUAAUAAGCAGGAGCUGAAGCUGAAAGUGGCAGUACAUGUCCACGGGGUUGCAAAUUUCAAUAUUAGCAAAUCGAUAAGGGUAGUAUUGUCAAACAACAAUAAGGAAAAAAAAAGAAAAGAGAGAAAAACAUAAACCCUAGCUAAACCCCGUC